GUAAAAAUCAACAAAUAAACGUCUGCACUUCAUUCAGCUUCACAACUUUUUUUUAUUUUUUACAGAAUUAAUUUGCAUUUUGUUCCUUUCACCUCUACUUUUUAUACACUUACAUGUUUCUUAUCUCCUGUCUUUUCCUGCUGUUUGAUUCGUUUAACUGAAUUUAUCCGGCUGUAUUUUUGUGUUUUUUAUCUUCUUCACCUUUGCACUUUGAGUCACCUCGCUGCUGUAUAAAUAAACCGGCUCGCUCUCUGUCAUCAACGGUGCACCUUUGCAUAGUUUUUACUGCUACUACAGUCCAUCCACUGCAGCCAUGGUAACUGUAUAGUAGUACACAGGAGUCAUAUCUGCUGGUGAACCUCACAAGAGCAGCUCUGGAGGUCACCUGCGCGCGCGCACGACGGUGACGGACAGUGACUGUUGCAGAACAGGUGUGCAUACCUACGCAGAGCAUUGUUGUACUCAGUGUGUGUCUGUUUAUGUGUGUGUGUGUGUGCGCGGGGCGGGGGCACAGAGGGGCUGCUGAGGCGACGUGCACGAGCCCUCGCCCUCCCCUUUCCCCUCUUCCCCUCCCCGGUGGCGGCGACGCGCUGCGCACUCCCGCCAGCCCACUCGUGCAGCCGCCGUACAGUAAUCAUAUGAUAGGGAGCCGAGCCCCGCUGCAGAAUACCGACACACCGGGCGGACACAGGCGGAGGAGUCGCGGCGGAGGAGACCAGUUGAUGGUAGAGCCGUAGAAGAAGAAGAAGAAGAAGAGGAAGAAGAAGAAGAAGUACGCGGAGAAGAGAAGAAGAGAGAAAAAAAAAAAAAAAAAGGUCGGUGGUCAAAGUGCCAAAAACACAAACCUCAGCUUCCCCCGAACAGGAACUUUUCCAAACUCCGGAGAGAGAAUUUCAGGGGGGACCGAUAAGAGAGGACUCCGACGGGCAGCGACCCACCCCGGGCUGAGAGUUGAGUUUCCUCCGCUAGUUUGACGCGGGGCGGCCGGUGGAGCCCCCUCCCCCUGGGAACGACGCUUUUUUUUUCGGGGAGUUGUUUUUUUUUUUUUUUUUAAAUUUAAUUUUUUAAAUUUUUUUUAACAACCAACCACCCACCCCCCCCUCCAUCCCCAUCCCCCUUGUAAAGUUCCUCCACCGCCACUCAGCUACUUCACAACUGCAGCCAUGGUCGGGGAGACUGAGGUGAAGGAGCGACCCAAGUCCAACCCGGACUAUCUGAUGCAGCUGAUGAACGACAGGAAGGUGAUGAGCUCUCUGCCCAACUUCAGCGGCAUCUUCACGCAUCUGGAGCGGCUGCUGGAUGAAGAAAUUGGCCGGGUACGCAAAGACAUGUACAACGACACGCUGAACGGCGGCAUGUUCAACGGCCGGGACAUGGAGGAGCUUCCCGAGGCCAUCGGCCCCGUGGCUCAGCUGCAGGAGAAGCUCUACGUGCCUGUCAAAGAGUACCCCGACUUCAACUUUGUAGGGAGGAUCCUGGGCCCACGCGGGCUGACGGCCAAACAACUGGAGGCAGAAACCGGCUGCAAGAUCAUGGUGCGAGGAAAGGGCUCCAUGAGAGACAAGAAGAAGGAGGAGAUGAACCGAGGGAAGCCCAACUGGGAGCACCUCAGCGAGGACCUGCACGUCCUGAUCACGGUGGAGGACACGCACAACCGGGCCAAGAUCAAACUCCAGCGGGCCAUCAACGAGGUCAAGAAACUUCUCGUGCCCGCCGCUGAGGGGGAAGACAACCUGAAGAAAAUGCAGUUGAUGGAGCUGGCCAUUCUCAACGGGACCUACAGAGACGCCAAUGUCAAGACGCCCACCGCCGCCUUCCCUCUAGCGACCCCUCAGGCGCCUCGGAUCAUCACAGGCCCGACGCCCGUCCUGCCCCCCACCCUGCGCAACCCCGCCCCCGUCACCACGCCCACCAUCAUGCCUCUGAUCCGUCAGAUCCAGAGCUCCACCCUCGUGCCGGGAGCCAACCCGCAUCCGGCUCUGGUGCAGCAAGGGCCCGAGUCCGGAAUCAUCUACACGCCCUACGAGUACCCCUACACACUCACGCCCUCCAUAUUGGAAUACCCGAUUGACUCGACUGGAGUAUUAGUCCCUUCUCCCUGUGUUUUUGCAGCAGGUGCCAUGACCACUAAGGUACGACGCCACGACAAGAGAAUCCAUCCUUACCAAAGGGUAGUGACCACAGACAGAGCUGCCACGGCAACUAACCCAUGACCCCUUGACCUUCUGACCUUUCCGCCCACUGAUGACCCACCCAUCUCUGCCCGCUGGCGUGCUCAUUGGCCCACGGCCCCGCCACUCCCCCAGCUCAGCCAACCAGAGACCAGAACAUUGGGAACAACCCCGGCUGCUUCUGUCUAACCAACCAACCAGACGACAGCGAUCGUGGGAAUAAACCUCAGGACCCCGCCCGUCAACCGAGUCCUAACCUAAACUUUACCAAACGUGCCUUCCUUUUUUCCAAAAAAAGUCCAAAGCCAGUCUCUGAGAAUCUCCUCUUAAACAUCUCAAAAUUUACAAUCUGUACCAGCUGCACAACCAGUACACUUUACUGGGGACGGGCCCCCCACGCCGGUGAGCCGGGCUGAGCCGAACCGUCUCUCUGAGCUGCCACGCCCUCCGAUGCAAUAACAGCGACUCUAUUAAUAACUACACUGAUAAUGGUACUUAUCCAGCCUCCAUAAACACUAAAACUGAAAAGAGACGUGUUGAUAUUUGGACGUGCUUCUCCUCAGCGAGCACCUCUCGUGUCCUUUCCUGCUUCUUUUAAUUCCUGUGUAACAUUAACACGCGAGUCCUUCGAAACGCGGCUCCAAAGACGUGUUUAAAACGCACCUCUCGUGUUGAAGAGUUUAAACCGGAGAGGUGCUCGGCGAGGAAAAGCCAUCGGUGUUUCUCGACAGGUGAAGAGUCGACAUAAACGGUGCAGUCCAGAUGCACAGAGGGAAGAGGUUGCACUUUUUAUGUCGACAUCUAGAAGACUUACACAACAAUGCCUUUUCCUUUUUUUUUUUUUCCACACUAAACACUAUUGUAUGAGCUUGAACAACAGUGCCUUUAUUUAUUGACAGCGAUGGAACGAUGUCACACCUAAAUCUUUUUACUACGACGUCGUUGGCUUUUGUGCCCGGCUUUGAAAUUAUCAUCAUUUUGCUGAUUAAUUAGGACUAAAUAUCUACACUUUUUACAUCCAUAAACUCAAUUCAGAUUUCAGUGCCAAAAAAAAAGAGAAAAAAAACAAGUGGCUCAUUUGAAUUGGAAGUGCAAUGCAGUACCGAGGCUCACGCGAGGUUUGGACGCCUCGAAAGAACAGUGUUAUAUUUUAUUUUCUUGUUGUUGUUGUUGUUGUUGUUUUUGUUUGUUUGGUUGAUUGUGCUGCUGGAGAUGAAGUCGUCCAUAUAUUUUUUUUUUUUGCAUGUGUUCUCUGCUAUUUUCCGAGGGUGUGGUACAGUUUUACACACAAACAAACACACACAUGAACCAAGUGAUGCCUUCAGAUUAAAAAAAACCCUGCAGACGUAACAUCUGUAACAAGUUUAUAAUGUAUUUUUAUAUUCUAUUUUGUACGUGAAAAUAACAUUAAAUGACCUUUUCAGAUGAGAACAUUAUGCCUUAUUACGGAGAGUAAUCUGACGGCUGUCCUUUACGUCCUGGUGAACUGGAGUCUAAACCGAUGUUCCUCUGUAUUAACUUGAGCCUUCUGAGAUCAGCGUUUGCUUGCCUCCUGUGCCUUUUGUAAACUACGAGUGUGACGAUUAACAGUGUAGUACAUUAAUCUACUCUUCAGCGUAGGUUACUAACUGUUACCACUUCUUCUGUGAUUAUUAACCACUUUAAUGGUAUCUGUCUCUGCUUUUGGAUUCCUUUUAAAAAACAUACAUGUGUGUCUAAAAAAAAAAGAAAAAAGUAAGAAAAAUAUAUGUGUUGAACGGUGAUCUUUUAACUUUUAAAGUAUUCUGAGCAGGAAUAACUCUUUGUAAACUAUUAAACUCAUAGUUGUAAAAACUAA
This is a messenger RNA of Stegastes partitus (bicolor damselfish), 4008 nucleotides long. It is a transcript of the gene qki2, whose product is annotated as QKI, KH domain containing, RNA binding 2. The record is from RefSeq and is a predicted model, not a curated record. Gene Ontology annotation, cellular component: nucleus. NCBI's taxonomy places the organism in Eukaryota, Metazoa, Chordata, Actinopteri, Pomacentridae. The transcript has 9 exons. Gene Ontology annotation, biological process: regulation of mRNA splicing, via spliceosome. Bases 1164 to 2213 code for a protein of 349 amino acids. Gene Ontology annotation, molecular function: mRNA binding.